Molecule: messenger RNA, 1167 nt
Organism: Daldinia caldariorum
Lineage: Eukaryota; Fungi; Ascomycota; Sordariomycetes; Xylariales; Hypoxylaceae
Exons: 1
Coding region: 490-1101 (203 amino acids)
Source: RefSeq, a predicted model, not a curated record
UCGUUGGCCCAAUGGUGCGAGAGGCGACGAUGAUGUCCCUUGAAGGCGCGGAUCGUAAAAGUUUCUGGCGCAAUCUAGCCGGUAAAGUCGGCUUGAAGAAAUAAAACUUCGCUAUAUUUAUGUGGUCGCCGGCCCCCGAGUGACCUCCGUUACGACCACUUACUUAAUGAUGACUACGACUCUGAUGUCACUUACGCUCAUUUCCAGUUUUUUCUAUCUUAUGUUUUGCAGCAUAGAGAGAUACCAUUUGUUCGUUUACUUGGAUACCACUUAGAGGACGACCGCGACGAAAGUAUCAGCCCGCUCUGCCGGCAUUCGCACUGCAUCGCGAGGGUGUUGAUGUGUCGAAUUCGAAAAGUUUAAUUUUUAUUUAUUUUUUUCUCCGAAAAACGAAAACCCCCUUAGAUCAUAAUCUUCAUCAGGCCGCCUCGGCCCGAGACCGAACGCAGCCCCCCCUGCAUAUAUUUCUCUCCCCGGACCAUUUGUCUAAUGUGUUUAGUCCUGGCAUUGCGGAAUAUCGGCGACCUACGUUAUGCAUCUGCACAUACGUGGCUAGGAUCGACAGACAAUACCGUCUCUCAGGACAUCACACAGAUUUGUUCAUUUCCUUCUUGUACCCCUUAUUCAUGUAUACAGAAUUCAUACACCCCAGCCUCUGAAGGGCGGAUACUGUACCGGUUGCGUGUUAGAAAAAAAGCUGCAGUUUUCAAAUCGCGUCGCAUUGGAACAUGGAGAACGGGGCUUGUUAACCUGUUUACCCGCAAAUCUUUACAUUACCGCUUGGGGCGUUGGAGGGAAAGGAAAAGACAAAAAAAAGAAGACCGUAAAGGACCGCCUCCUGCAAUGGCUCUGUGUGCAUUAAUGUAUCUGCUGUACAUCGCUUGUCUAACCGUUGGAGAUCGAAAGAAUAGGAGGAGAACGAUGAUACCACGGAACACAACUACUUUGCUCGGUAUGUGGAUGAGGAGACAAUAUUGGUUUGCUGGAUCAAUCAGCAGUAAUAGCUGCAGCCUCCAUCUAGCGGGUCUUGACACUGCUUGGAAGCGGCAAGGAGAUGUGUUAAAAAUGAGAACCAUGUACAUGAAUAACCUUACCAUGUAGUUAGAUCGAGAUAGCCUCUAACCUGGAUGAAAUAUCCCUGCUGACAGUAUUGUAUAUUCACCAUUG